Messenger RNA from Dictyostelium purpureum, 2575 nucleotides. RefSeq lists its product as uncharacterized. The coding region runs from base 344 to 2551 and encodes 735 amino acids. Gene Ontology annotation, cellular component: membrane. The transcript is spliced from 2 exons. NCBI's taxonomy places the organism in Eukaryota, Evosea, Eumycetozoa, Dictyosteliales, Dictyosteliaceae. Gene Ontology annotation, molecular function: sulfate transmembrane transporter activity. Gene Ontology annotation, biological process: transmembrane transport. The record is from RefSeq and is a predicted model, not a curated record.
CACACACACUUUCACUUUUACACACACAACCUAUUUCUUUUAUAUUAUCACAUCUUUUUUUUUAUUUGUUUUAAUUUUUUAAUUUAUAUUUUUCUUUUUUUUCCAAAUCAAUUUAAUUAAAUAUAUUAUUUAUAUUUUUUAAAUUUUUUCUAUAAAUAAAUUUUAAUUUUAAAUUAGAUAAAUUAUCUAAUUCGGUUGGUUUCAUACAUACUUACAUACAUAUACACACAUAUAAAACACAAUAAACAAAACAUAAAAUAUUAUAUAAAAACAGAUAAACAAAUACACACGCACACAUAUAUUUAUACACAGAUAUACAGAUACAAAUAAGUAUUUUAUUAUUAUGGGUGAUCAUUUAAAAAAUACAAGAGAAUGGAUUAUUCAUUCAGCAAAUAAAGGUGAAGAGGUAGAGGUUGAAAAAACCCAUUUCUUCGCAGGCACAAAUGAUGAAGAUCAAGAACAAUUUUUAUUUACAAAAGAGGAGUUAACCAAUCCAAAAGAAUUAGCAAAGGCUAUGAAAGUUAAAAUUCCACUUUAUGUACCAAUCAUUAAUUGGAUUAAAUCAUAUUCAAAAGAUGAUUUGGUUGGUGAUGUAUUAUCAGCCAUUACAGUUGCCACUAUGUUAGUACCACAAGGUUUAGCAUAUGGUGUUUUAGCAACUUUACCAGCAAUUUAUGGUUUAUAUUCAGGUUGGUUACCAUUGGUUAUAUAUUCAUUUAUGGGCAGCUGUAAACAAUUAGCAGUUGGACCAGAAGCUUUAUUAUCAGUAUUAUUAGGUUCAAUUUUAAAUGGUAUGAGUGAAGAUCAGGUUGGAACUGAUGCAGGACGUAUUAGUGUUGCACAUACAUUAGCAUUAUUAGUUGGUAUUGUAAGUUUUCUCUUUGGUGUAUGCCAGUUUGGUUUUCUUGGGGGUAUUUUAUCAAGAUGGGUUCUAUCUGGUUUCAUUAAUGCUGUUGCUUUAAUUAUUGCAAUUUCACAAUUGGAUGCUUUAUUGGGUGUUGUCCCAGGUUCUCAUUCAGGACAUCAUCCUGGUCCAUAUCAAAAGUUUUGGGACACAAUUACAAAUUUAAAUGACGCCGAUAAAGCUACUGUUAUCAUGUCAGCUGGUUGUUGUGCAUUUUUAGUUGGUAUGCGUUUCUUUAAACAACUUCUUAUUAAGAAGUUUGGUUGGAAGAAUGCAAAAUACAUUCCAGAGAUUUUAUUAACCGUUAUUAUCACAAUUCUCGUCACUUGGUUAUUUGGUUUACAAAAAGAUGUAGAUAAAGCCACUGGUCAACAAAUUGGUAGUGGUAUUAAAAUUCUUUUAGAUGUCGAUGGUGGUUUCCCAACUCCAGAUUUCCCAUCAUUCAAAACAAGUAUUGUUCAAGAGUUAUUACCACAAGCUUUUCUUAUUGUUAUUGUAGGUUUUGUAGAGGCAACUGCUGUCAGUAAAGGUUUAGCUACCAAGCACAACUAUCAAAUCAGUAGUAAUCGUGAAUUGGUUGCUUUUGGUACCGCAAAUAUUUUAGGUUCAAUCUUUGGUUCAUACCCAGUUUUCGCUUCAAUUCCACGUACCUCAAUUCAAGAUAUGGCUGGAUCACGUACAUGUUUAAGUGGUUUCAUUACUUCAUGUCUUUUAUUAGUCACCUGUGUAUUCUUAACCUCACUCUUUAAAUAUCUCCCAUAUUGCGCUAUGGCUUCAAUUAUUUUUGUUGCUGCUUUUGGUCUUAUCGAAGUACAUGAAGCUAAAUUCCUUUGGAAAACUCGUUCAUGGGGUGAUUUAAUUCAAUUUACAAUUGCCCUUUUAUCAACUUUUAUUCUCGAAGUCGAACUUGGUAUUCUUAUUAGUGUUGGUAUGUGUAUUUUCUUGGUAUUAAAACAUUCAGCCUCACCACACGUUUACAGUGUUUUAGGUCGUGUUCCAGGUACAAAUCGUUUCAAAGAUGUUGCUAAAUUCCCAGAAGCCGAACCAAUUGAAGGUAUUUUAUUAAUUCGUAUUGAUGAAGUCCUUUAUUUUGCAAAUAUUGGUCAAUUCAAACAAUUAUUAUCUGAAAUUGAAAGAAUGAUGGAUAAAUCAUCUAGUGUCACUGGUAGUGGUAGUACUCCACUUCAAUCCAUCAUUAUUAAUGUUGUCAAUAUCCCAGAGAUGGAUGCUAGUGCUCUUUUAACCAUCGAAGAAAUGGUAGAAGCUUAUCAUAAACGUAGUGUUAAAGUCGCUUUUGUUCAAGUUAGUGAAAAAAUUAAAGAUUCAUUCAAGAAAUCUGGUCUCUAUGAUAUUGUUACCCCACAAUAUUUAUUUGAUAGCAAUUACGAAGCUGUUACUUUCUUGGAACAAAAUAUUAAUCAAAGUUUACACAGCUCUAGACAAGUUAACUUAAAUAUGCCAAUCAAUAGCGAAUUCAACGGCGAUGAUGAUGAUAGUAUCUCUCCAUCACAAAAACCAUUAAGAAAUCAACAAUUUAUUAAUGAAUAUAACGAUGAAGAUGUUGGUGGUGGAGGUGCAAUCCUUAACGAUAAUCUCAAAUUAGAAGAUGACAGCGAUCCAGAUUCUGACGAUUUUAUCAGUAAAUAAUAAUAGCGAUCGUUUGCAAACCAU